AUGGGGGCUGUCCAAUCCCAAGCCAGAACCCUCUGGACAGCCGUAAAAGUCCUUCUCGAACUCAACAAAUCCCUCCAGGACUUCCUCAAGCGCGCCAGCGAACCCCCGGGCCUGCCAGUGCCGAACCCGACCAAGUCGUACUGGCUAAACGACCCGCCAUUCCCGGAGCUCGUUGACUUCCGCUCCCCGGUCCUGCCAGGCGAAGCCGACAUCGUGAUCAUCGGGUCCGGCAUCACAGGCGCGGCCGUCGCGCGCACCGUGCUGCAGGAGAGCAAGCGGAAAGGCCUCCCGCAGCGCGUCGUCGUGCUCGAGGCGAGGACCCUCUGCUCGGGCGCCACGGGCCGCAACGGCGGACACAUGAAGAGCUCGCCGCACGAGCUGUUCGCCAGGCUGCGGGGCCGGCUGGGCGAGAACCGCGCGGCGGCGCUGACGCGGUUCCAGCUCGCGCACGUGGGGGUGCUGACGCAGCUGUGCGAGGCCGAGGGCUGGGACGUUGCCGAGUGUCGCGAGGUCGAGACCGUGGAUCUGUAUCUCGACGAUGAGGCCCGCGAUAAGGCGUUUGCGGAGGUCAGGGAGCUGCGGAAGUGGAUCCCGGAGCUGGAGGUCGAGAUUUGGGAUGGGGUUGGUGCACAGAAGAACUUUGAGGUGAACUCUUAUGUCAAGGGCGCCAUCUCAUAUACGGCGGGCGCUAUGUGGCCCUUCAGAUUCGUCAGUUGUGUUUGGAAGGACCUUGUGUCCAAAUUUGGGGAGAGCCUCUCCUUGGAAACGGGCACCUCCGUUGUUUCCGUCGAAGCAAAGGCCCAGUCGGGAUACGCCUACGAGGUCGUCACCAGCCGUGGGACCAUCAGAUGCAACCACGUCGUGCAUGCCACGAAUGGCUUUGCAACGCAAUUCAUUCCCGGUCUGAGGGGCAAGAUGGCCGGGUUCCUGGCCCACAUGUCGGCCCAGCGGCCGGGAAAGCAGUUCCCCGACCUCAACGGCACCAGGUCAUGGUCCGUUAUGUAUGGGCCGGCGGCUUUCGACUACGUCACGCAGCGGCCCAACAUCGACGGCAAGGCCGGCGACAUCAUGCUGGGCGGCGGGUUGGACCGCUCCAAAGACCAGGGCCUCACCUGCAUGGGCGUCUGGGAUGACAGUCGCAUGGAGGCUCUGCCUUUUGCCCAUAUCAGCGGUAUCUUCCCGACUAUUUUCGAGCCGCACUGGGGUGCGGACGCGGAAGGAGGCAGGACGAAACAGGCUUGGUCCGGGAUCGUGUGCGGGACGGGUGAUAUGCUGCCUUUUGUCGGAAGGCUGCAUCCCAAGCUGACGGGGCGGAAACCGGAGACGUCACGGGGCACGGAGAAUGGGGUAGAGCCCGGAGAAUGGGUUUCUGCAGGCUACAAUGGCGACGGCAUGGUCUGGGCUUGGCUCUCGGGCACAGCACUCGGUAUGAUGCUCGCCGGCUCCGAAAAGGAGGUGGUCCCGCAAAGACCAGGUCUCCCUGGUGGCCGCACUACUGAAUGGGUCCCAAAAAAUCUUGAGCCGUCACUGAGGAGAGUCAAGGAGGCGAACCUGGAAAAUCUCAUUGACGCUUUUCUAUGA
Molecule: messenger RNA, 1581 nt
Organism: Anthostomella pinea
Lineage: Eukaryota; Fungi; Ascomycota; Sordariomycetes; Xylariales; Xylariaceae
Source: the annotation of a GenBank genome assembly